GCUCAGGUGAUAACCAAACACAUUAGCUUUCUGUUUCUAAAGAGGAAGAAGUGCGACACAUCAUGUGACAUUUCCUUCUUAAAUAUCAAGCAGGAAAACGCAGCUCAGUGUGCUUUUAACGCAGAGGCAACGAUGAGUCCGGCAGAUCAAGGUGUGGUGUUGGGGAGCCUGUUGCUCCUCAGCCUGUGUGUCGGGGCAGCAGCCAUGUUUGACAACAGGCUGGAUGUCCACUGGGACCUGUGGAAGAAGACACACAAGAGGAAAUACCAAAGUGAGGUGGAGGAUGCGAGCCGCAGGGAAUUGUGGGAGAAAAACCUGAUGCUCAUUAACAUGCACAACCUGGAGGCCUCAAUGGGACUUCACAGCUACGAACUGGGCAUGAACCACAUGGGAGACCUGACAACAGAGGAGAUCCUGCAGCUGUACGCCACACUCGCUCCUCCCACCGACAUCCAGAGGGCACCAUCCCCCUUCGCUGGGGCAACAGGAGCUGAUGCGCCCGACACCGUGGACUGGAGGGACAAGGGCUGCGUCACCAGCGUCAAGAUGCAGGGCUCCUGUGGCUCCUGCUGGGCCUUCAGUGCUGUAGGGGCCUUGGAGGGCCAGCUGGCCAAGAAAACAGGGAAGCUGGUGGACCUCAGCCCCCAGAACCUGGUGGACUGUUCGUCCAAAUAUGGCAACCACGGCUGCAAUGGGGGCUUAAUGCACCACGCCUUCCAGUAUGUCAUCGACAACCAGGGCAUCGACUCUAAUGUUGGGUACCCCUACGUAGGACGGACAGGAACGUGCCGCUACAACCCUGCGUAUCGUGCCGCCAACUGCUCGAGCUACAGCUUCCUGCCUGAGGGGAACGAAGGGGCUCUGAAGCAGGCGCUCGCCACCGUCGGACCCAUUUCAGUGGCGAUCGAUGCCACACGGCCCAGAUUUACUUUCUACAGGAGCGGUGUGUAUGACGACCCGUCCUGCAGCCAGGACGUAAACCAUGGGGUGUUAGCUGUGGGCUACGGCACACUGAACGGACAAGACUAUUGGCUGGUGAAGAACAGCUGGGGAACCCGUUUUGGCGACCAGGGCUACAUCCGGAUGGCACGCAACAAGGGCGACCAGUGUGGCAUUGCUCUGUACGCCUGCUACCCCAUCAUGUAGCUGCAUAUACAAUCGAAUUGAAUCUGUCAUCCCUACUUCUCUCUCUUUUUUUAAAUGUAUAAAAUAUUUUUACACUUAAAUUCUACACUGAUUAGAACAUUCUGAUUUGUUCUAGAAGUUUCUUUUAACUCACCUGAUGGACAGAUCUUGUCUUGAGUGUGUGUGCGUGUGUGUGUGUGUGUGUGUGUGUGUUUGAAACUAUAACAAAAAAAGACGAUGACCUCCUCACUGAGGCUCAGUUUCAGUGGGACAUACCAAUUCUGGAUCAAUAUAUCAGUUUAUCGAUCAGUCCAGUGUCGGCCUUUCAGUAAAUUCUGUGCCAUCGAUGCAAUGAAAAUGAAGAUCUGAUUUUGCAUCACCAGUUUCAGGUUAAGUGAUGAUCUCUUGUUGGUCAAUUUAGCUUUUACGUGUUAGGACAGAAGGAACGUCCAAAUCAAUACUCGUGUCUCUGGUAAAGAUCUCUGUUCUGUGUGCAUGCUGACGUGAGAACAUAUCCUGUUCCAGAUGCCUGCAGGCAAGUGACGUUUUAAUCAAAAAGAGAAGCCUGGUGGGUGACUUUUUUUUUAACCAUUGGGUGCGGCCAUUUUAGGUGUUUUGUUGUUUCUAGCCUUUAUGCUAACUGGAUGUUUGCUGUGAUUUCAUAUUUAGAGAACAGACUUUCCCAGCAAGAAAGCGAAUUUUGAACUAUAUUUUGAAAAGCUGCUAACCAAAGACUGUCAGUGAUAUGGAUGCAUGUUUUUCAGUCAGUUGAUUGAUCAGGAUACGGAACAUUGGCAUUUUCAUUUGAAUAAAAUGUUGAACAAAUAAAAAAAAUGAAAAUGUGUCAAGAA
Messenger RNA from Scatophagus argus, 1976 nucleotides. RefSeq names its product cathepsin S-like. The coding region runs from base 133 to 1146 and encodes 337 amino acids. The record is from RefSeq and is a predicted model, not a curated record. Gene Ontology annotation, molecular function: cysteine-type endopeptidase activity. The transcript is spliced from 8 exons. NCBI's taxonomy places the organism in Eukaryota, Metazoa, Chordata, Actinopteri, Scatophagidae. Gene Ontology annotation, cellular component: lysosome. Gene Ontology annotation, biological process: immune response.